UCCUCCUCCUCGCCCGAGGGGGGCCAAAUCCAAUCGAGGAGAGGGGAGCGAGCGAUCUCUCCCUCUUCCGCCUGCCGCUCCGAUCGGUGGUGGAGCAGCCUCGUCGCCGCCUUCUCCUUCCUCAAAUCCUCGGCGUUUUUGAUUCUGGAAUUCUGGAGGAGGAGGAGGCUGCUGCUUCUUCUAGGAUUGGGGCCGUGGAUUCCGCGUGGUUCUUGCGGCCGACCUGAUUCCUGGUUCCUUGCCUCGCCGUCCUCGCCGGCCUCCACCGAUGCUGCGGGAUGGCGGGGACCUCCUGCCGCUCGGCGUCCCCGACGCCGCCGGCGACGUUGAGAGCGCGCUCGCCUGCGGCCGCACCAGCUUCUCCUACCGCCGCCUCCCCGAGCCGCGCCUCCGCCUCACCGUCCGCAAGCUCGACGAAUCCUACUUCGAUGUGCAAAUCGCGCGAUCCGCGGCGGUGUGGGAUCUCAAGGUGGCCAUCGAGGACAUAUUCGCCUCGCUCUACGAUGACAUGGACAAGGCCAUCUCUUGGCAGCACGUGUGGAGCCACUUCUGCUUAUGCUUCAAAGACGAGAAGCUGACGGAUGACAAAGCAGCAUUGCGUGCAUUUGGCAUAAGAGAUGGUGAUGAGCUUCAUUUUGCCCAGCAUCUUUCUGUUGAAUACAGACCCUGCAAAUCUCUUUCCCACAGAAGGUCAAGGACUUUGCUGGAUGGUUUCAGUGCAAGGUCAAGAAUUUUGUUGGAUGAUCUCGACGAAGAUGAUGAUGAUAACUUUAUUGACACAAGACAUUCGACUAGUGUUUUGGAGGAAGGACUUUAUGUUUAUCAGUACAACGAGGAGUGCAGGGAAGAAGGUCGCAAGAAGGGGGGCUUCUUUAGCGGUUGGUUCAACUAUUCCAGAUUGAGGGGCAACAGUAGGACACAUUCAGAAGAUUUCAUCCAAUCCUCCUGUGAGUAUCGGCCAUUGCUGGGGAAAUGGCUGUCUUCCAAGAAACCAAAGGCACAGAGCAAAUGAAGGCCAACCGUAUAAUCUAUCUCACACCUGUUGCUUUAUUCUUCUGUAAGGAAGAACAAAACUACAGCAUUUUUCUUGGUCUGAUGUUUAUGCCUCUUACUUACAACACGAUGAAAAGUAGUUUAUGCCUCUUACUUACAACACGAUGAAAAGUAUCCAUUGCAGAACUUAGAAUAGACCUGUUAACUUAGUCGAUCUCAAUGUAUACAUGUGUUCUGACUCUUGUGUGACAAGUCCUACUCUACGGUGCAAUGAGAUAAUUCUCCUCUCCAUAUACUCUUUUGUUGCAUGAG
Molecule: messenger RNA, 1305 nt
Organism: Oryza brachyantha (malo sina)
Lineage: Eukaryota; Viridiplantae; Streptophyta; Magnoliopsida; Poales; Poaceae
Exons: 5
Coding region: 269-1012 (247 amino acids)
Biological process (GO): mRNA splicing, via spliceosome
Cellular component (GO): U12-type spliceosomal complex
Source: RefSeq, a predicted model, not a curated record